AUGUACCACACUGGAGACGAGUACGGGGAAGACAAGCACGCCGACGAGGAUGCGAUUACGCCUCCCAUUUUGAAGCAGAUCUUCAAAUCACUCCUUCCAACCUUCGAUAAGGUUAUCGUGUUGAACGCUCUUUAUGGGAUUCUCCUUACUAAACGUCUUCCUCAGAUUCUUCAAGUCCGACUCGCACACGACGGAACCGUUCAGAAAUCGACGACGAUGAGUGCCAUAACCCGCUAUGAUAUCUCGAACCUGGGGUUGGGACCAGACGACGAAGACUAUUCAGACGGCGUCGCCUGCAUUGAGGCGUACUGGGCGUACGCGUUGGACAUGACGCCAGAGACUCGAGACAAAUACCUUGGGUUGCUCAGAAACAAAAAGUGGACGCAUACCGUAUCCUCCCGAAAGCAACCUUCCCAACACCGUCUCUACAAAAGCUCAGUCGGCAAAACGAUUCCAGGAUUCCUUGUCAUAAGGGCGCUUUAUAAAAAGGUACCGGAGGAAUUCAAGAACCGCAUCAGAGAACGGGGUCAUGUUAUCCCAGACCAAGACCGCACAAAAGAAUACUUGGAACUGUUCCCUGACACGACGCCCGCGCCUGUAUUCGAUUUCGAGACACCAGAAGCAAGAAAUUACGCAGCACAAUGGCCUUCCCUCAAAGUGACACCAAGUAUCUACCGUCAAAAACCGGUGCAGCAAGCACCUCAGGCAACACUGGUCAGCCAAGCUGCUCAAACCAUCGCACAAGCAACGCCGGCUCAGCGGGUACCGCGAUAUCGCCUACCUACUCCAACCGUCACGCUAUCUACAACGAUCCAUCAGAGACCGCGAAACCCUGUUCGAAGGAUAAUAUUGCGAGAGCUACAACCCGGAGAGGAGGCAAAUCGGAGGCAGAUUGGGGAUGUGGUUUGCAAUGUGGCUGGAAGCAAUGCUACGGUUGCGUGGUCAGCAACGCGGGAAAUGACACCGAUUCCAGCCAUCAACAUGGCCGACGAUGUUACUGUUUCUUCCACAGUAGCACAAGUAGCCGCGACGGCUUCGGUACAGCCAGUCAUGCGGCUUAGCGCAGGAGAGACGACACUAGGACAACAGAAGUCGAUGCUACCCUCGGGGCAACAACAGGCUGAACAGCGUGUGAGAUCGGAACCGACAAGGCCACUUAUUGAGUCGCAACUUAGUCGAUUGAUGCGUAAUCAUCCGCUUCUCAGCUUAGUCGCACCGACGUCUGAGCAACAACAGGCUGAACUCCAGCCUAUGCCAUUGUUGGACAGAACUGCAGAAAUAUCGUUGCAUAAUGUGAUGGAUGCAAGGUGGGAGGCGACGACAGCGUGGAUGAGGGCAGCUUCUGAAGAAUUCGUUUGGAUUCGGUCGCAGUUGGAACGCCAGAACCAGGGAUGA
Molecule: messenger RNA, 1395 nt
Organism: Trichoderma virens Gv29-8
Lineage: Eukaryota; Fungi; Ascomycota; Sordariomycetes; Hypocreales; Hypocreaceae
Exons: 3
Coding region: 1-1395 (464 amino acids)
Source: RefSeq, a predicted model, not a curated record